AUGGUCCUCAUCAAGAGUUUCUUGGUUGGUGCUCUGGCGGCUGUUGCAGCUGCUAAGUCUGCCGUCCUAGACCUCACCCCCGACAACUUCGACAAGGUUGUGUUGAAGUCUGGAAAGCCAACUCUUGUGGAGUUCUUUGCUCCGUGGUGUGGUCACUGCAAGAAUUUGGCACCCGUCUAUGAAGAACUCGCCUCCACCUUCGAGUUCGCUAAGGACAAGGUCCAGGUUGCAAAGGUUGAUGCCGAUGCACACAGAAGCCUUGGACAGAGGUUCGGUGUCCAGGGCUUUCCGACUCUGAAGUGGUUCGAUGGCAAGAGCGACAAGCCUACUGACUACUCUAGCGGCCGGGACCUGGAUAGCUUGUCUGGCUUUAUCACGGAGAAGACCUCUGUCAAGCCGAAGAAGAAGCUAGAGAAGCCGUCCAGUGUGGUGAUGCUCAAUGAUGGCUCAUUUGCAAAGGAGAUUGGCGGUGAUAAGGAUGUCCUUGUGGCAUUCACUGCUCCCUGGUGUGGCCACUGCAAGAACCUAGCACCAACCUGGGAGACUCUAGCCGAAGACUUCGAGAACGAGCCCAAUGUCCUCAUCGCUAAGGUCGACGCAGAGGCCGACAACAGCAAGGCUACCGCCAUCGCCCAGGGCGUCACCUCCUACCCAACUAUUAAGUUCUUCCCCAAGGGCAGCGCAACUGCUGAGGAUUACAACGGCGGCCGUUCCGAGGCUGACUUCAUCACGUUCUUGAACGAGAAGGCCGGCACUCACCGCGUUGCUGGAGGUGGUCUGGAUGCCUAUGCUGGCACCAUUGAGAUCCUUGACAAGAUUGUCAGCAAGUUCUCUGAAGCUGGCGCCUCUCUUUCUGACACAGCUGCCGAGGCGAAGAAGGAGGCUGAGAGCCUGAAGGAGCAGGCUCAGUACAAGUAUGCCGAGUACUACCUCCGAGUCUUCGACAAGUUGAGCAAGAACCAGGACUUUGCUUCCAAAGAGCUUACUCGUCUGGAUGGUAUUCUCAAGAAGGGUGGCCUGGCCCCGACCAAGCUGGACGAGCUCACCAGCAAGACCAAUGUCCUGCGCCGUUUCCUCCAGAAGGCCACUGGCAAGGAUGAGCUGUAA
Messenger RNA from Phaeoacremonium minimum UCRPA7, 1107 nucleotides. Its product is annotated as putative protein disulfide-isomerase erp38 protein. Lineage: Eukaryota; Fungi; Ascomycota; Sordariomycetes; Togniniales; Togniniaceae. Gene Ontology annotation, biological process: protein folding. Gene Ontology annotation, molecular function: protein disulfide isomerase activity. The transcript is spliced from 2 exons. The coding region runs from base 1 to 1107 and encodes 368 amino acids. The record is from RefSeq and is a predicted model, not a curated record. Gene Ontology annotation, cellular component: endoplasmic reticulum.